This is a messenger RNA of Adineta ricciae, 3282 nucleotides long. The record is from the annotation of a GenBank genome assembly. Lineage: Eukaryota; Metazoa; Rotifera; Eurotatoria; Adinetida; Adinetidae.
AUGAGUGUAAUGCGUAAUAUCGAAUUAUCAAACUUUCGUUUCGACGUGGAUAGCGUUAGUCAACGAGCUGUGACAAAGUGUGUUGAUGAGACAAUCUCUAUUGCUGGUCAGUCAGGUUCAAAUGGUCAUUUUGGUCCUAGCGGUGCACCUGGACAUUAUGGAUGUAAUGGAACCGAUGGUGCUCAUGGGGGCGAUGGGGGUGAUGGUACUAAUGGAUUUGAUGGCCAGUCAGGACAGCAUGGUACAGAUGCUCGACAUGCAUUCAUAUGGCUGAGCGGAACAGUUGAAAAUUUAAAUGUGAAAAUAAAAAUAUCUCAGACAUUAAACAGUUCGUCUGAGCAUUAUGCUAACUUUGAUCGGAAUGGUGUCCAACAUCUUAGUGACGUUAAUCAUAAUUUUCAAUUAGCUAAUUCGAGGGGGGUCAUUCUUGUACAAGCUGCAGGAGGCAAUGGAGGGGACGGAGGACAUGGAGGAGGCGGUGGGAAUGGAGGUAGUGGUGGACGGGGUGGCUCUGGUUAUUCUGGUAUAGCUGGGCAUAAUGGUAGGGGUGAAGGUGCUUCUGGUGGAAAUGGAGGUCGUGGUGGAGAUGGAGGAAGAGGAGGGCGCGGAGGUAAUGGAGGCAAUGGCGGAUCUGGCGGAAAUGGAGGAAAUGCAGGUGCUGGCGGUCAUGUCCAAGUUCGAAGUUUGGAUGCUAGAUUAUUGAUGCUAAUUGAAUUGAAUUGUCGAGCAGGACUAAAUGGUAAAGGCGGUCACUAUGGAAGUGGUGGCCACUAUGGUAAGGGUGGAGCUGGUGGGAGCGGUGGUAAGGGUGGAUGGGGUGGUAGAGGUGGACCAAAUGGCUCCAACGGACGUGACGGUAUGCCUGGUACUAAUGGUUCUAAUGGAAGCGAUGGUCACUCAGGUAAUCAUGGUCGCCAUGGUCACGAUGGUUGUACUGCAAGCAAUGGUUCAAUUCAAUAUGCUGUGGUCGAUGCAGAUGAUAACAUAAUUGAAACUGGUCCUGAUAAGUACCAUGCUAGUAUUUGUUCUUAUACUAUUACAGACGAAAAUAACGAUGGAAUCUAUGAGCCCAAUUCAGAUUUUUUUAUUACAAAUAUUGAAUGGACAAAUAACGGUGCUAUGACGUUGCCCAGUGGAUCCAUAUUAUCAUUUCCAUCUACAGAAUAUAUUUCUAGUAAUAUAGAAGACGUAAGUGUCUUACCAGGUGCUUAUAUCAACGAACUUUUAGUUGAUCAUCAUCGAUUUAAAUGCCAUCUAAAUGCCGCAUCCACUCCUUCAAUCAAUCAACCGUACAAUCAUCCUGUAAAAAUAACAUCAAAUAUUAAUCUAUUAAAUCGUUUGUUUUCUGGCAGCGAAUUUUCAACUUCGUUAAUGUGCCAAUAUCCAAUUCAGAUUAAAAAUAUUGAAAUUCCAACCUUUCUAGGUCCCAAUGAACGAGCCAUCGUAACAGUUCGUUUUACUAAUAUAUCUACACGAUCCUACGGUACAUGUUUGGAUUCGGCUGGUUCAAUAGAAUUUAUACUAACUACUCAUCCUUUAUUGAAAAUUUUACCUAUGAAUGGAGAACAUACUUAUCAAAUAACGCCCAAUGGUUGUGGUCACUAUAAAAUGAAUGAAGAAAUCCUACCUCAAUCAACAAAACAUAUUAGUUUUGAAAUUAUGUUAGAUGACAAUGCUUUUGAUCAACUUUACGAAAGUUUAUUUUGGAAUCUUGAUUUAUUAUUGCGUGAUAUGCAGAUUGAACAACAUAGAAAUAGCAUUCGAGUUGUGCCAACGUUUAAAUCAAAUAUUCAUACCGAUGUACUAUUGGUUACAAAUUCUCUAGUUAAUCGAGCUGAAUUUCUUGCAUAUCGAAAAUUAUUUCAAUUAUUUAAAUAUUCAAGUCAAACGUGGGAUGUCGAACGAUAUGGCGCAUUCCAUAGUCCCGAAACACAAUGGUUGAAUACAACAGAUUUGAUUAUUUUUAUUUAUUCAAAUCCUCGAUCAACUUUCAAAACCAUAAAAUCUCAAUUACUAUUACAACAUAUAAAUUCUUCUGAAAAUGCCGGUUUUAUUUGUAUUGGCCCCUUUCUAACGGAUGAAUUUGAUUUUGCAUUAUUCGAUUACAAUAGUCUACACUUUAUUAACGAUAAAGAGAAAGCUAAAUCUGAAGCUACAAAUCAUCUGUGGUCUACUAUUGGAUUCGGAUGGCCUAGUGCAGAUGAAUUAAAUGAGAAGGCUAAUGAAAUUAGAAAAAAUCAUGAAAAAAAAGACGAUCAUCAAUUUUUAUAUCAAACAGUCUAUGAUACAAUAAAUGAAGGUUCUGCAAAUUGUAUGACCAUUGUUUAUGGUAAUAAAUAUGUAUUUAAAUCCACUUUGAAUUCUCAAGUCGGUAAUCGAGUAAUUCUGGUUCCUAGUUAUGAUCCUUGGCUAGUCAAUUCUCACUUACCAUUCACAUUACAAGCUCAAUCGAAUACAACUCAACAGAGUAGAGUUGUUUCUGCUAGUAUAAAUGAUAUGGACAACCAAUCACAAGUUCAAAAUAUAAUUCAACGUGAAAUUAAUUUAAGUUCGCAAUUUGGUAGAUUAAUAUGUGCGAUAUUAUUUUAUCAAGGAUUUGCAAAAUCUUAUGCAAUAAUGGCUGAAAAACGCGAAUUAUCAAGUUGCAUAUUCACCACGGUUACACAUCGAUUUACUUUUAAUCAAAUUUUAGUUGGCCUUGCUAUGUCGAUUAUUGAACGUGAAUAUGACCGUGGGACUCGAGAAUUUCAAUCAUCGAAACAAUUAAUAAAUCAACUAGCUAAUAUGAUCGCCAGAGAAAAUAAUAUUACAAGUGAUCACGGGACAGAUGCCAAUGCUUGGUUCUAUUUACUAAUUCAAUCAUUGCAUGAAUAUAUUGACAGUAAAUUUUGGAGUUCUUUUCCUUGGUGUAGUUGCACAAAUAAAGCAAAACAGCGACAUAAAUUACAGGAAAUUCUAAGUGAUUUACAUUCAUUAUCGCCGAAUGAAAUUCGUAGGAACAAAGAAAUUGAUCAAGCAGUGCAAAUUUUAAGAUUACAGAAAUUAGCAGAUUUAAAAUUUCCAGCAGCUGAUAAAAGAGAACAUUGUGCUCGACCAAUAUCAGAAAUAUUAGCAUGGCAACAGGAACAAAGGAUUACGGAAACGCAAUCGUCAAUAGAACAACCAAUACCACCGCCACCAGUAUUUUAUCCAGAUUUUUCACCGCGAGAAGGCAGACAAAACUUUUCUACAGCACGAAAUAUCAUAAGUGUCAUCGAGGAUCUGUUUUUAACAGCUGAAUAG